AUGAAUUUUAUUAAACGGACAUAUCGUGAUUCACAUUCUUACGUACAUCCCACGCAAUCACCUCCACAACCAUCAUCUACAGCGCGUCCAUCUAUACUAUCUUCAUCUCAAUUGCCACAGCAAUCUUGUUCAAUGACACCAACUGUUCAAAAUACAUCGGCUAGUCAUCAUACUUCAUCGUCGUCAUCUACGGGAUCAGUAAGAUUUAUUGAAAUGGCUGGACCACAAAAAUACAACGAUCGUGAAAAAUAUUUAACAGCUAAAUAUCCUCAACAACAAAUGCAAUUAAUUCGAAAACGAUUAAAAGUUGAAUUUUGGGUAGAUGAUCAACUUAGAAAUUUAUACGACAUCAAGGAUGAUUCAGCAUGUGAUGAUCAUGAUCAUUGUCCGGGUGAUAUUAUUGAUAGUCUAUUGGAUAUUGAUAAUGAACAAAAUAGAAGAUACUUUCUAUUAGAUAAAUUGAAGAAUGCAAAACAGCCAAAACCAAAAGUGAUGGAGUUUGUAGAUGAAGUGUUACAUCGCGUUAAAAUGUUGUAA
Didymodactylos carnosus is the source of this 537-nucleotide messenger RNA. Lineage: Eukaryota; Metazoa; Rotifera; Eurotatoria; Philodinida; Philodinidae. The record is from the annotation of a GenBank genome assembly.